AUGGCCCAGGCCCUGCUGAUCAACAUGGCAGCUGGGAAGGGGGCCCCGCUGAGUCCAUCGACUGAAAAUAGAUGUAGGCUUAGUGAACCUGAGCAGGGUCGGGGCCGCAAGCCAGUGCUGCUGGAGAAAACAAACAGCCUAGGCUUUGAGACUACAGAGGGCAGCGGGGUCUGGGAUGCAGCCUGCACUGAGCUAGCACUGUCGGUGGCCCUGGGCAAGCCCAGACUGGGCAAGCCACUGGCCCGGAAGGUGCGUGGGGAACAGAGGCAGAGCGCCUUCACAGAGCUGCCGAGGCUCAAAGAGAGGCUGGGGGGCAGUCAGGUCCAGGACAGGGAGCAUGAUGACCCCGCAGGCCAGCCUGGCCCCCCACAGCUGACACAAGACAUCCCCAGGGACCCAGCCUGCAGCACAGUCUUCUCUGUGUGGCCCAGCAGAGACCGAGGUGAGCAGAGAAGUGCCUUCAGCAAACCAACUAAGCGACCAGCUGAGAGGCCUGAGCCAACCCCUGUCUUUCCUGGUAGUGAAUCUACAGAUGCCCUGGGGGAGCUGUCGGGACUCAUCAGCACAAUAGAUGUCCCUUGUUGGGGUCGACUUUCAACUCCCAAGCUUUUAGUCAGUGAUUUCUGGAACUUGCCCACAUUGCCACAGAAUGCUCCACUCUGCAGUGCUUUCCUGGGUGCCUCCACACUGUGGCUUGAGCAUGCCCAGGCACCGACACCCUCAUCAUCCUCCACCACCUCGUGGGCUCUUCUGCCACCCACCCUCACCUCCCUGGGCUUGUCCACCCAGAACUGGUGUGCAAAGUGCAACCUCUCCUUCCGCCUGACAUCUGACCUGGUCUUCCAUAUGCGGUCCCACCACAAAAAGGAGCGUCCAGGACCUGACCCACAUUCUAAGAAGCGGAGAGAAGAAGCCCUCAUCUGCCCUGUUUGCCAGGAGUACUUCCGGGAACGCCACCAUCUCUCCCGACACAUGACUUCUCACAGUUAG
Molecule: messenger RNA, 990 nt
Organism: Carlito syrichta (Philippine tarsier)
Lineage: Eukaryota; Metazoa; Chordata; Mammalia; Primates; Tarsiidae
Gene: ZNF488
Product: zinc finger protein 488
Exons: 1
Coding region: 1-990 (329 amino acids)
Biological process (GO): regulation of DNA-templated transcription
Cellular component (GO): nucleus
Source: RefSeq, a predicted model, not a curated record